CGGAAUAAAUCGGGGAGGUUCCGGAUUCCCUGGAUCGGCCUGGGAUAGAGAGAAGAGCAGAGGGAGACAUCAUUUUUAAAACUUUAUUCAGGUACAUUAAACUGAGGUUUGGGCUCCUGGUCACUGGCGAUGUCUCAGUCUGGAGAGAAAGGGAAGUUCCCAGAGGCUGCAGGAUAUGUGGGAUUUGCCAACCUGCCGAAUCAGGUCCACAGGAAGUCGGUGAAGAAGGGAUUCGAAUUCACCCUGAUGGUCGUGGGAGAGUCGGGCCUGGGGAAGUCGACGCUCAUCAACAGCCUGUUCCUCACGGACCUGUACCCGGAGCGCUACAUCCCUGGGGCCGCAGAGAAGAUCGAGCGCACGGUGCAGAUCGAGGCGUCCACGGUGGAGAUCGAGGAGAGGGGGGUGAAGCUGCGGCUCACGGUGGUGGACACGCCGGGCUACGGCGACGCCAUCAACAGCCAGGACUGCUUCAAGACCAUCAUCCAGUACAUCGACAACCAGUUCGAGCGCUACCUGCACGACGAGAGCGGCCUGAACAGGAGGCACAUCGUGGACAACCGGGUGCACUGCUGCUUCUACUUCAUCUCGCCCUUCGGACACGGCCUGAAGCCGCUGGACGUGGAGUUCAUGAAGGCCAUCCACAGCAAGGUGAACAUCGUCCCAGUCAUCGCCAAGGCCGACACCCUGACGCUGAAGGAGCGCGACAGGCUCAAGAGGAGGAUCCUGGAUGAGAUCGGGGAGCACGGCAUCCGCAUCUACCAGCUCCCGGACGCCGACUCGGACGAGGACGAGGAGUUCAAGGAGCAGACGAGGGUGUUGAAGGCCAGCAUCCCCUUCGCUGUGAUCGGCUCCAACCAGCUGAUCGAGGUCAAGGGGAAGAAGAUCCGCGGCCGGCUGUACCCCUGGGGUGUGGUGGAGGUGGAGAACCCCGAGCACAAUGACUUCCUCAAGCUGCGCACCAUGCUGGUGACCCACAUGCAGGACCUCCAGGAGGUGACCCAGGACCUGCACUACGAGAACUUCCGCUCCGAGCGCCUGAAGAGGGCCGGCAGGGCGGUGGAAGACGAGGUUGUGGACAAGGACCAGAUCCUGUUGCAGAAGGAGGCUGAGCUGCGCCGGAUGCAGGAGAUGAUCGCGCAGAUGCAGGCGCAGAUGAGGAGGAAGCCGGCGGACGAGUGAGGGGGGGGUUGUCGGCAGCGGAGGGGGGGGGGGGGGGGUACGAGCUGUCCUCCCCCUGCACAGUGACGCAGCAGAGCCAAGGCCACCUCUGUCCACCCCCGGCUCCUCCCUCCUGCGCGCCGCUGACAGGACUCCUGCCCCCCUACGCCCCGGCGCCGGGGCAGGGGGGCCCCCGAGUCCGGCCUGCCUCCGCGACGCCACCCGCAGCCUCUCUCCCUCCCUCCCCCCCCGUCCGUCUCCUUCCCGGCCCCGAGAGGCCCCUGCAGUCCCAGCAGCUCCGGCUCGUCUGCUCCCGGAGCCCCUCUCGCGCGUCUCAUUCCGCUGCAGCGGGACCUGGGCCGCGCUGAGCGCCGUGGCCGGUCGCCGCCGGCGGGGCGUGCCGUGUUUCGGCCUGUCCCAGCGCCCGGACCCUCACCCCGAUCCCCCACCCCCCCUGGGCCUUGCUGUGAGAUCUGCCACAGCAGGACCUGGGGGCAAUCCCAGAACCCUCUGGGAUAAAUCCCGCAGAUGGAAAAGUCUUCGGCUGAGCAGUGGGGCGCUGGGAGGGGUGGAGAACCAGGGCCUUCCCCGGAUAGUACUGUUAGUUUUCCCCACCGGAAAGCAGCUUGCAAGUCAUCGUUCCUGUCUGCUCUGAGCCUCCCUCUUAGUUCCCCUUUUUUAUUGCAAACCGUUUUCUUGGAAAGCUCCGCUGCUCUCGUUUCCCAGUCGCUCGGAACGCUGCGUUUUUUGGGGGUUUUCAAGACAUUCUCUCGAAAGCCCUCAGAAAAAUGACGCGUUCAGCCAGGCUGCAGGCCGAGGGCCCAUGCUACAAACACCCCCAGGGGUCUGAAAGUGACGGGCUGGGACCCCCUGCUGCAGGGAUCCUGGAGGGCAGGAUCCUGGUCGGUCUGGGGGUCAUUUUCCCCAGAUCCCUUAAGGAUCAUGGGUCUACAGCAGGGCUCCCAAAGUCCAGUCCUCAAGGGCAGCACCACAGCGGGCUUGGCAGGUAUCCUUACAGUUAAGCCAGUGGGUCAGAAUUAAAUAAGACCUAAUUGGCGCACCAAUUAAGCUUUCAUUGAGCUAAUUUAACCCUCGCGCUGAGGAGCUGUGCGGCUGAUGUUUCGGGGCGCCUGCAAACCUGGGCUGUGGCCCUCGGGGACAGGACACGGGGACUCUGGGACACGGGGGGGCUCACUCCAGAGAAGGAUUGGACAAGAAGGUGAAUCCGAGCUCCUUCAUAGGCUCAGCGUGGGAACGGGAGGCUGUUUGAUAUCUCGGUAUGGUGUGAAGUCUGCUCCCCCUGCGCUGGGUUCCUGUGCCAGGGCCAGACUGGCGCAUGCUGGCACCCCCAGUCCCCUCUCCCGCGGGUGCUGAAAGCAGAUGGCACGGUCAGCCCUGGCUGAUGGGAGCAUCACGCAGAUCCUCCCCCCCCGCCACCACGUUCUCGUUUGGGAUCGGUACGCGUUUCUUGCGAGCUCGCUUUGUCUUCGCUGUCAGGGAAGAGAGAAGGCAACCGAGGGCCACGCUGCACGAGAAACACCUCCACGUUUUCCUGAUAUUUCCUUUGUUUUAAGCCCCGUCUGCUGUGAGGGUGCCGGAUGUUGCCGGUUGUACCGCGUUCGCGGUAUCGGGCUGGCACAGAGCUCGGGGACGGCGCUCUCAGCGCGGGGGGAGGUUUAGUUGCUUCUGAAGGCAGUAACUGGCGGUGCAGGACAAGACGGAGGAAAAGCUUAUCGCAGCAAAAUCCCGACUCAUCCUCUGCAGUUUCUCCGUGAGCCGAGGGUGGGCUGUCCCAGGCUGUUCCAGAUCCCGCGCUGUCGGAGCUCCGCAGCCUGGCCCGGACACGCGUCGGACCGGACCGGACCGGUCCUGGACUGGCUCUAAAAGACUCCCGUUUUAUCGAGGAGGCAGGGCGCUGAAAACCCCCUCUCCUUGUUGAAGAGGGGCCGGAGGAAAGUGACAGCUUGGCGUGAGUUUUUUAUUUUUUCCCCGGGCGUUGUUUUCCAGACGUGAGCUCUGUGCCAGCCCGCGGCCGCCGCCACUGUGGCCCGGGACCCUUACCCCUCCGGGGCCGAGCCCAGGUCUCCGGCGCUGGCUCUCUGCGCUUCUGGGGCCGGGCCGGACCGGGUCUGUGUUCUGUCAGACUUCCCGUGUGUCUUUAUUUUAUUUUUUUCGGAUUUCCACACUACAGUUUUAAUAAGAACCUUUAACAAUAAAAGAUUUGAAGAGAA
This is a messenger RNA of Lepisosteus oculatus (spotted gar), 3389 nucleotides long. RefSeq names its product septin-2. Gene Ontology annotation, molecular function: molecular adaptor activity; GTP binding; GTPase activity. Lineage: Eukaryota; Metazoa; Chordata; Actinopteri; Semionotiformes; Lepisosteidae. Gene Ontology annotation, cellular component: cell division site; septin complex; synaptic vesicle. The record is from RefSeq and is a predicted model, not a curated record. Gene Ontology annotation, biological process: cytoskeleton-dependent cytokinesis; regulation of exocytosis; intracellular protein localization.